This is a messenger RNA of Thermochaetoides thermophila DSM 1495, 981 nucleotides long. RefSeq lists its product as uncharacterized. The record is from RefSeq and is a predicted model, not a curated record. NCBI's taxonomy places the organism in Eukaryota, Fungi, Ascomycota, Sordariomycetes, Sordariales, Chaetomiaceae. The coding region runs from base 1 to 981 and encodes 326 amino acids. The transcript is spliced from 4 exons.
AUGGCAAAUCAUCCUCAUUCCACUUCGUCUUCUUUCCAACACCUCCGUGAAGCUACUUCCAGCAAUGAACCCUUCAUGGAUGCAUUCAGUGAUGAUGAGAAGCGCUUUGUUCUGGCUGAGCUAGUCAAAGUCAACCAGUUGGACGUGGGGAAUCUGAUAAGAUUCUUGAAAGACAAUGGCGUGAUACUGGAUCAGCGCUGCCUAGACAUCCAAGUCCCUCGGGGGCGUAAUCUGCGCCAAUGUAUCAACGCGGCCCAGGCCAUGUUUGACCAACCGCAACAGACUCCGUUGCUGGUAUUUGGGGAGCACAUACAACAGACGCCAACGCCUAUUGUCAAUCCAUCAGCAAAGCGGAGGUCUCUCAGUGACAUCUCGGUCCCUGAGCAAAGCUUCAAAAAGCAGGCUGUUUCUUCUACCGGGACGAUGUCGCCUCGACCUCGCCCCCUCAGCGCCAGCCAAAUCCCUCCUCUUGGCACACAACAUCAAAACAUCCAGCCACGUCCUCCCAACAAUGGUUGGGCCCCUCCCCCCUCGGCCGCUGUCCGGACUGGCAUAACUGUUCCUCCGACAACAACCCGUCCUCGUGGGCGACCGAAGAAGGCAGAGAGAGAUAAUUGGCUUAUCUCUAUGCCCACUCCUAAUUCUCCUCAACCUCAGAGUCCAAGUCUUCGGGGUCAACCGCCGCCACAGCCAGCUCCUCAGGCCACAGGCGGCCCCGGGCCCAGAGUAUCAAAGCUCAAGAGAAGAUAUCCUCCGGCGAGAAUACUAUCCCCAUCAGAGUUCCGAGCAGGCACCAAGGGACCCUCCGAUGCCAUCACAUACCCCAAUCUCUCCUCGACCACCGAGUCCGUACCCUCAACUCCUGCCGAGAAUGCAGUCGAGCCCACCCGAGUUAACGGAACCUCCGCAGCCAAGAGAUAUACACCCAGCAAUAGGGCCGCCAACAGCAAGAGGAGGAGGUUCCGCGCCUGUCAAUCCUAA